Molecule: messenger RNA, 1766 nt
Organism: Paramuricea clavata
Lineage: Eukaryota; Metazoa; Cnidaria; Anthozoa; Malacalcyonacea; Plexauridae
Source: the annotation of a GenBank genome assembly
AUGCUAGUGAUGUAUAAUAUUACAAAUCAAAACGAGACGAGUACAUGGACGGACAGUGACGAGUUUCAAUUUGCAGAACAAAAUAUAUUAAUUAUUUUAGCCAUAUUUACAUUUCUGGGCAACACUUUCGUUUUGGUUGCGACCUGGAGAGAAGAAAGUCUUCAUCAACCAAAUAAAUAUUUUGUUGUUUGUCUGGCUAUCGCUGAUCUUUUGGUUGGUAUGAUUUUAGAACCAUUGAAGGCGUAUCAUCUUAAUCCCGAUUUGGAAUUGAAGGAUACCACCUAUAUUCACCUAUGUCGUUUUAUGGUGUGGAUAGAUACCUUUGCGUUAGCAGCAUCUAUCUACACACUGACAUUCAUCAGUUUUGAGCGAUUUAUUAAAAUCAGGAAACCACUUCAGUAUAGAGUCAGAAUGACAACUUCUAAAUCAAUGAAAAUUAUCUUUAUCAUUUGGUUGAUUUCAACUGUCUUUGCCACCUACGCCGCCACUCCUCAUUCAGGAAGCAGGGGAAUAUUGGAGACAAGCGGGGUUUAUUGCCCUGUUGACGAAAAUGAUGAAAAAAGAUUCUAUACUUUUGUAUCAGUAAGUGCGUUUUUUCUACCCACCCUAGUCAUACUGGUUAUGUACACUCUCAUUUUUGUUGUUGUUCAUAAACGACAAAAAAUGCUGAGAAAUGGCGAACUGGGACAGACCUGCUAUGAUAGAAACCAACGAAGUGCCUUUCUUCAAGAUCUGAAGGCUCUCCGAAUGUUAGUGGUCGUCGUGGGAGUGUUUGUACUUUGUUGGGGUCCUUACUUUAUUUAUGUACUGCUGCUCUUCUACAAUCCAAAUUUUAUAAAUCUGGAUAACGAGUCGUAUAAUGUGGACGUAGCUGAAUUGAUAAUAUUCCUACUUCCUCAUGUUAACAGUCUAUGCAAUCCAAUAAUUUAUGCCUGUUUGGACCAAACGUAAAGAGCGGCUUUCAAAAAUCUGUUUCUGCGAAUGAUGUGUCGAUCAACCUCAAGAAGACGACAACCACCUGAGACAAUAGCGUUACCUCCACCGAGAACAAGAUGAGGCAACAUUUCAUUAAAUUAAUAUACGAAUACCGGAUUUUGAGCGGCUAAUCUGUAUUAUUACAUAAAACUUGGUUUAUUCAUUUAUAAUGAUGCAAAUACCAUGCCGUUUUAGAGGUUAAUCGUACAAUCUGAAAGAAGAAAUUGCCGGAUGAAAUGCGUUUAUAAAAGCCUGUGCUCGCGGUGGUUUUAUUAAAGGUGAUGUAAAAUCCGUAAUGUAAACAAACGCUUUGUUUACAUUUUGAACUCAGUGCUACAGUUGAAAAUAUGAUUAGCAUAUAUUAUACUGAAUUUUUAACACUCUUCCGGUUCGCUAUGCUUGUAAAUGAAUGCAGACUAGAGAUUCAAUUCAAGAAAGUUCGGAAGGUGCGAAAUAUUAACAACAUUCCAAAGGUUGCUCCCCCACUGAUGGAAUGUGUUGAUCAUAGAAAUAAUAGAUAUAGAAUGCGUACUCCUAUCUUUUCUCAGUGAAAAAUUUGUCUCCACAAAAUGGCGGAUUUAUAAGGGCAUUUUGGUUGGUCCCAGACUCCUGAAGCGGGGAAUUUUGCGCGGUUGCAGGGAGUGCGAAUUGUUUUUUCAACUGCAAAGUUUGGAAAAAAAUUGUGUCGAGACUAAAAAUGGAAAAAAUGUUUUAUAAAGUGAAAAAGAUGUCUAAAAACCCAUUCUAGUGGGCUUUUUUUACGAAAAGCAACAGGUCUGGACAGAAUAUAU